Carica papaya (papaya) is the source of this 1828-nucleotide messenger RNA. RefSeq names its product polyubiquitin. Gene Ontology annotation, molecular function: protein binding. The record is from RefSeq and is a predicted model, not a curated record. NCBI's taxonomy places the organism in Eukaryota, Viridiplantae, Streptophyta, Magnoliopsida, Brassicales, Caricaceae.
GUUGGGGUUAUCUUCUAGGAAGGAGGUGAGAUAUACGCAGGGCUGAUAAAGUCGGCAUUUUGCCUAUAUAAACAGCCUCCUUGCGCCUCUCUUCUCAUUACUCUGGUUUUUCUCCUUUCGUUGAAGAAGCAAAGAAUCUCCCUCUCUAGCAUUUCAAGAUGCAAAUCUUCGUGAAAACUCUCACCGGCAAGACCAUAACUCUGGAGGUCGAGAGUUCAGACACUAUUGACAACGUGAAAGCAAAGAUCCAAGAUAAGGAAGGGAUACCUCCUGACCAACAGCGUCUGAUCUUCGCGGGCAAGCAGCUGGAGGACGGACGCACCCUUGCUGACUACAAUAUUCAGAAGGAAUCCACUCUCCAUCUGGUUCUUCGAUUGAGGGGUGGCAUGCAGAUCUUUGUAAAAACUCUCACCGGCAAGACCAUCACUCUUGAGGUUGAGAGCUCUGACACCGUUGAUAACGUCAAGGCGAAGAUUCAGGACAAAGAAGGCAUCCCUCCUGACCAGCAGAGGCUUAUCUUCGCCGGCAAGCAGCUCGAGGAUGGUCGUACCCUUGCUGAUUACAACAUACAGAAAGAGUCCACCCUCCACCUUGUCCUUCGCCUCAGAGGUGGUAUGCAGAUCUUUGUCAAGACCCUCACCGGCAAGACCAUCACUCUUGAGGUUGAGAGCUCUGACACCAUUGAUAACGUCAAGGCGAAGAUUCAGGACAAAGAAGGCAUCCCUCCUGACCAGCAGAGGCUUAUAUUCGCCGGCAAGCAGCUCGAGGAUGGUCGCACCCUUGCUGAUUACAACAUACAGAAAGAGUCCACCCUCCACCUUGUCCUUCGCCUCAGAGGUGGUAUGCAGAUCUUUGUCAAGACCCUCACUGGUAAGACCAUCACUCUGGAGGUUGAGAGUUCUGACACAAUAGACAAUGUAAAGACGAAAAUCCAGGAUAAGGAAGGCAUCCCUCCUGAUCAACAGAGGCUCAUUUUUGCCGGGAAACAGCUUGAGGAUGGUCGCACCUUAGCUGACUAUAACAUACAGAAAGAGUCAACCCUCCACUUAGUUCUUCGCCUGAGGGGUGGCAUGCAGAUUUUUGUGAAGACCCUAACUGGAAAGACCAUCACUCUGGAGGUAGAGAGCUCUGAUACCAUUGACAAUGUGAAGGCGAAGAUCCAGGAUAAGGAAGGGAUCCCACCAGACCAACAACGUUUGAUCUUUGCAGGUAAGCAGCUGGAGGAUGGCAGGACCCUGGCGGAUUAUAACAUCCAGAAAGAAUCCACCCUUCACCUCGUGCUCCGCCUUCGCGGAGGGAUGCAGAUUUUUGUGAAGACCUUGACAGGCAAGACCAUUACCCUCGAGGUGGAGAGCUCUGACACCAUAGACAAUGUGAAGGCUAAGAUUCAGGAUAAGGAAGGUAUCCCACCAGACCAGCAACGGUUGAUCUUUGCAGGGAAGCAGUUGGAAGAUGGGCGAACACUUGCUGACUACAACAUUCAGAAAGAGUCGACCCUCCACCUGGUUCUUCGUCUUCGGGGGGGUGAUCUGUGAAGGAAGAAAGCCAUUCUAAAUAAAUCCUUUUCAAGUAUGUCAUAUGAAUUGGUGAUGUUAUAUGUUAACUUUUGUUUGGUUUAUGAGGUUGGUUUGUGUUUUGCAUUGGUCAUUGGAUGAUUCGUCACUCAUCUUUACUCUGGUGUUGACGUACAGAGAUGGGAAUGAAAAACAUGUUGGUCCAAUUUGAGAUUGUGUAGUUGGGUUUUCUGCUAUGUGAAUUUCUCUGAAACUCUACCAGUAGCUUGGAAAUGGUCAUGAGUUAAUGCUAUAUGAUAUAGUUUACCAUUUAA